Molecule: messenger RNA, 18135 nt
Organism: Coregonus sp. 'balchen'
Lineage: Eukaryota; Metazoa; Chordata; Actinopteri; Salmoniformes; Salmonidae
Source: the annotation of a GenBank genome assembly
CGUGUUGAUUGCCCCGCCCCAGCCGAUGAGAAUCUGGGGGUCAUUGUUAUUAUUUUGUUGAAUAGCUUUUGCUAUUAUAUUUUCGAUAUUGGUGGCCUUUCUUCUGUAUCCACUUUUGCCACAAACACGCAGGAUGAUUCCGACCGAGGAUGCGUCCGCGAGGAAGAGGGAGAUAGAGGAGAAACUAAAGCAGGUCGGUUUCAGGAAAUGGGAAGGGAAGGAAAUGGGAGAAAUCUCUAGCCAGUUAGCUAGCGUUAUUUACUAGCUAAUCUUUACAACAUUUGACUCUAGCUAUUACAUGUCGUCCUCUCUAUGCAUGUUAUAAGUGUAAUUUGUCCAAAUGAGUUUACAAGUAUACACUGCACAGUAAUACCAGACUUGACCUGUCGUAACACAGCCACUCAGAGGCGUUUUUCUUUGAUCAGCGUUCUCAGACCUGUAACGUUACACUAGGAAUGGUUGAUAAGCAGAUGUUCCAACAUAGCCAAGCUAGGCUUUAUUGUACACAUCCCUGUCCCUAUCCUGCCUCUCGGCUGCUGUUGUCAUAAUUCGUUCAUUCCCUCUAUGAAUAACAGGAACAGGAAACCCUGUCCUUCAUCCGAGAGAAUAUGGAGAAGAGUGAUCAGCUGACUAAAGGAAUGGUAUGUGGCAGGUUGGCACUCGUUUCCCACCCAAUACUCUUAGAAAUAUCAUUUCAUAUAGUUGGUGAAUACAAAAGUCAACGGUUCCUUUCCAGCCAACUAUUUCCUGACAUUGUCAUAUGUACUGUACUCUUGAAAUGUAGGCCUAGUUGUUCCACAUAAACGGUUCGUUUACUGCUGACUCUUUCUGCGACCCACUCCUGCUCCCAUGUAGGUGUCCAUCUUGUCAUCGUUUGAGAGUCGUCUGAUGCAGCUGGAGAACUCCAUCAUCCCAGUACACAAGCAGACAGAGAACCUACAGAGGCUUCAGGAGAACGUGGAUAAGACCCUGUCCUGCAUGGACCAUGUCAUCAGUUAUUACCAUGUAGCCAAGGACACUGACAAGAUCAUCAGAGAGGGGUGAGAGUCAGACUGGGCUCCAGGGACAGAGAGAGAGACUGGCAUCUAUUUACAUUUGUAAAGAAAUAAAGAUAGACAGCUGCACGCUGUUGAAUGCUCACACAGUUUUAUUGAGUGUAACGUUUUGACCCAAAAGUCUCCGUAAGGCUCUAUUUAUAUUAUCGCUCUCUACUUAACUAUUAUUCUAUUAUUCUUGGAUUUAGUCUUCCAUGAUAUGACAGUCAACAUAUUUUAUUCAGCAUUGUCCUAUUGCUGUCCUAUUGCUACCUGUGUUGGAGUAGAGAGUACUAUAAGUGGUGCUGUUAACUACUAGCUAACAGACCAAAGCUAAUACCUGGUGCUAUGUUUCUAUGUUCCAGGCCAACAGGCAGACUAGAUGAGUACCUGGCCUGCAUCGCCAAGAUCCAGAAAGCUGUUGAGUACUUUCAGGACAACAACCCAGAUAGCCCUGAGCUCAACACAGUGGUACAGUACUCAAAUAUCUCUCUCACUCGCUCUUGUUUUUCUUUCUCUCUCUUCUUUCUCUCUUCUUUCUCUCUUUCAUCCCCCCUCUCUCUCUCUCUCUCUCUCUCUCUCUCUCUUCUCUCUUUCUCUCUCUCUCUCAUCCUGUCUGUCUUUCUCUGUCACUCCCUCUAAUCUCAUUCCUCCUGUUAUCAAUAACAAUACAUUCUCAACAUUAACUACUUGUUUCACUGUACUUUUUGCUACAGAAAGCACGGUUUGAGAAGGGUAAGGAGCUGCUGGAGGCUGAGUUCCGUGGUCUGCUGACCCGCUACAGUAAGCCUGUUCCUCCCAUCUUGAUCCUGGAUGCCAUCACUGUAGAUGAGGAGCUGGAGGUUCAGGAGGAGGUGACUCUAGAACACCUCCCUGAGGCCGUACUACAGGAUAUCAUCUGUAUCUCUGGCUGGCUGGUGGAGUAUGGACGCAACCAGGGUAGAUCACCCACUCUUUACACAGUAUCACUGAUAUCUGUCCCCAGUCAUUUCUCCUUUUGUGUAGUCCCUUGGAGUACGGACACAACCAGGAUACUUGUGCUGUACAUGAAAUGCACUCACUCUUCCAUUGAUGUCCGCUUCAUGUUUGAAGGUGUCAUCGGUUACUUUUCAAAGGAUGCUGAUUCUAUUUUACAGUACAUAAGUGUAGAGCUAAUGCUAUUAUGUAGAUGUUAUGUGGAUGACAUGUUGAGGAGAGAUAACAGGGCAAUAGGAGAUUGCAGUACAGGUCACUCAGAUGAAGCCAGUGUCAGUGAGGAGGAUGAUGAUUCUGAGGAAGAUGAUUCAGUCAGCCAACAGGAAGAGCAGUAGCAGGAUGGUGGAUAGGGUCAGAUGAGAUCCCUAACAGCAUCACUCCACCUCGCCCUCUGGUACUGUAAGUUGUAGAAACAGACUAGCUCAGACUAGAUGCCCCUUCUCUCAGGGUUAGUGCUAGCUGGGAUCCUUGGGACACCCCUACCCUAAACCCUAACCUUAACCCCUACCAUAAACCUAACCAUACCCCUUACUUAACCCUAACAGUUUUCAAUUUCAACUUCAGUGGGGUGACAUCAGAGUUGGGACGUCCCAAGGAUCCCGUUUAGACUUUUCCCUUCUCACAGUCAGCACACAACAUAAUUAUGCUCAAAAGUGGUAUAGCUCAUCAGUUGAAAACAUUUUCCUUGUAUUGAUGUACUCAAAACCUACCACACCCUUGUCAAUUUCAUAAUUAUGGGUUUUAUGGUGGUUGUCGUCCAGUUUUGACCACCUCUUCUCUACCUCUGCAUACUGAUGAUUAUGCUCAACAGUUGUACUCAAAACCUGCUCCUAACAUAGAUGUAGAUUUCAUAACCAUAUUUCUGUAUGAUAGUUGUCCUCUCCUCUUGACCACAUCUCCUCUCUGCCCUGCAGACUUUAUGAACGUGUACUUCCAGAUCCGCUCCAAUCAGCUGGACCGUUCCAUCAAGGGUCUGAAAGACCACUUCCGGAAGAGUUCUGCCUCUUCUGGCAUUCUCUACUCGCCCGCCGUGCAGACCAAACGCAAGGACACGCCCACUAAGAAGGCCCCCAAGAGACCAGGUCAGUGCCCUGCUGCGGCCCGGUACACUCUGCUGUGCCUCCAUGACGGUUCAACUACAGCCAUAGCUACAGUGUCACUAUCACUCUCAUUCAUAUACUAAAAUCAUACCCACCACAAACAGGUUAAAAUCUACCACAAAUUCACAGAAUGCAUUACUUCAUCACAGUCACCACAGACAGGAAUAUACACUGAGUGUACAAAACAUUAUGCUCUUUACAUGACAGUCUGACCAGGUGAAUCCAGGUGAAAUCUAUGAUCCUUUAUUGAUGUGGCUUGUUAAAUCCAUUUCAAUCAAUGUAGAUGAAGGGGAGGAGACAGGUUAAAGAAGGAUCUUUAAGCCUUGAGACAAUUGAGACAUGGAUUGUGUAUGUGUGCCAUUCAGAGGGUGAAUGGGCAAGACAAAAGAUUGAAGUGCCUUUGAACGGGGUAUGGUAGUAGGUGCCAGGCGCACUGGUUUGAGUGUGUCAUGAACAGCAACGCUGCUGGGUUUUUCUCCCCUUCAACAGUUUCCCGUGUGUAUAAAGAAUGGUCCACCACCCAAAGGACAUCCAGCCAACUUUACACAACUGUGGGAAGCAUUGGAGUCAACAUGGGCCAGCAUCCCUGUAGAACGCUUUUGACACCUUGUAGAGUCCAUGCCACGACGCAUUAAGGCUGUUCUAAGGGCAAAAGGGGGUGCAACUCAAUAUUAGGAAGGUGUUCCUAAUAUUUUGUACACUCAGUGUAGAUAUCAACAUGAUCAAGAUAAUCUAUUAUCAUACACUGUAAUACAAUUUCAGACAGCUCACACACUUAAGAAUGUCCUUCUGGUCUGAACAUUCUGAAUCAGGUGGUUGGUUAUAGUUCCCCCUUUCUUGCGUAAUUCUAUUCUGUUUCAAGUGUCUUCCACAAUCACUGAGAGCAUGAUUCAUCAUUCUCAUUACGACUACCGAACUUCUCUAUUAUCAUCAGCCUCUUUAAUGGAUGACAGUGUCCCUCACCACCCCAAAUGGUACCCUAUUCCCUAUAUAGUACACUGCUUUUGACCAGGGUCCAUAGGGCUCUGGUCAAAAGUAGUGCACUAUGUAAGGAAUAGGGUGCCAUUUGGGACAUAGACUAUGUUCCUGUGAUUUUGCCUUCUCUCUCGUUGUCAUGACACCGACUAACCCCUCUUCCUUUCCUCUUGUUUUAUAAUCCUCAUGUGUAUUGUGAUGAUGAUGAUGCUGACAGUCUACAUCCCAGGUAAAGACAAAAGCUUUAGUGUAGUCUCUCGCUAUCGUCUUGUUACCAUCACUUGCUUCUGUUAACUGGACGCCACAUUUCACCACAAACGAGUGUGCCGUAGUCGGUGACCAGAACACCGUGAACUAGAAUCAUGCCAUCUGAUGUGGAAACAGUUAUGCUACCACUCGCCUAUUCAGAGUGAUUGAUAGUGUUUGUUGUUUUCGUCACUUAGGUUAGUUGGUCACCUCCAAUGAGGUUUCUAGAUGUAGUUGGAGACAGGAGGAAGAGGCAGACUUGACAGAAGCAUCUUGCAUGUCAUUGUUUUGACCUCCCAGUUUUGCAGUUUCUUUGGUGUUUGCCAGCAGUGUUUGGGGUGUUGUGCUUAAUCUUGUAGUUGAUGUGUGUAUUGUGACUGCUCUGCAACCAAUAUAGAACGUUAUACCGUUUUUAAAGGUAGUUUAUAGAUGUUUUAUAUUGACAAACCUGAAAAGCUAACAUUUUCUCCAUCACAAUCAGCCAAUUGCAGAACAUGAAAAUAUUUAUACUGCUUGAUUUAGAAGUAAUUUAACCACAUGGCCUGCAACAUCAGACAACAAAAUGCUCCUAUGCUAUAACAAUGCAUUUGCUACAUGGCUUACAUUCAAUUCUAUUAUAAUUUAUACUUUUUUUUAGCUCAAUAAUAGCUUACAUUGCUAGAAUUAAAAACAUCAUAGGCAAAGCAUAGGUUGAGGAAAAUAAUUGUUUCAGACAUUUCUACGUAGACAUAUUUCUUAAUCAUUAUUUCUAUUCUGUCUCCCACUUAAUUGAUAUUACUAAUAAUGCAUCACAUGCUUACUAACACACUAAUCCAAGUCAUAAUUGUGUACUGUUUAACUUGCUCUCUUUCUGUUUGUAUUAACUCAUGCUUUUGUAUGAAUCUAUAAGAUCUAAAACAUAUAACCAUGUAACAAUUUGACUCACCAAAGCUACAUUAAUGUUAUAACAGUAGUAGUGGUAGUGAAUGUCCAUAAUAACAAUGCUGAAAUGAAUGUAUUGUUCAUUCUGAUGGCUGUUUUAUUUGUUUGUAUAAUGAACCUAACCUGUACAUUCUCUUUUUGUUACCUUGCUGGUGGAGUGUGCUUCAGCUCACCCAUCAUAGUGUGUUUAUCUAGCUGUAGUUCUACAUUGUAGUUUUAGUUCUAUAUUGUAUAGUAGCGGAGCUAGGCCAUGGUUCCCAUUGCUCCGCCCCCCCCCCCCCCCCCACAUCUCUUCUCACUCCGUUCUGGGAUGAUUGGUGGUGGUGGAGGGAUGUGGUGUUGGUGUAUCUUCAUCACACUUCCUAGCUCUCGUCCUCUCGUCUCUCUUCCCCCUUUCCUACUUCGUUUCUCUAUCUUCUUUUCUUCUCUGUGGACCCCUGGAUUGUGUCUGUGUGUCACUCUGUGGGAGAAGGGACCAUUCGCAAGGCUCAGAACCUUCUCAAACAGUACUCUCAGCAUGGUCUGGAUGGGAAAAAGGGGGGCUCUAACCUCACUCCUUUGGAAGGUAACGCACCCUGGCUUUGUUGUCUUCUCUUCGAUGUCGUGCUCUCUCUCUCUCUCUCUCUCUCUUGCCAGUGUACUGGGGUUACUGGUCUGUUGCUCUUGUCCAGGUUAACUUGUUCUUUUUGUUAAACAACAGACACACAGGAACCUCUUCAGAGUCACAUUGGCUGUUAGACGCUGCAAAUAAUAUAAAAGUUAUGUUGUUUAAUGGAUACAAAUAUAGUGGUAAUUCAAAUGUUUCAUCUUCAGUAUAAGGUGAAUGUUAUAACUCCUUUUUAGCUGCCCAGAAAUAUACCACAUUUGAAAUGUAGUCUUUGGUAUCAAAACUUUACAUACAACACAUAAUACGUGUUAGAACUGCAGCAGGUCUAAAACUGGUGUGACUUUUGGCUUUCAAAGUCUUGUAAAUCUGGGUCCUGUAAAAGCUAUAACAUCCACUAACUAUCUCAGACACAGGUCAAACAAACGCACAAACACACUGGUCCCCCUGACCACCCCCUGCCCCCCAACAUGGGUGUUCUCUGCUUUCCCCGCUGGGUGCUUGGUGGUCGGUAUAUGUUUCUAGGCGAGUCCCAGGCUUACCACUCGGCCUAUAGGCCCCAGGAGUGAGCCUGGUUCCAUGACUAUACCCCCCCACCCAUCAGGUCACGAUCAUGACCAGCGGGUCAAACACCAGUCAGACGCCCUGACCGACAAGCAUGGGGCAGCAGCAGGUGAGUAAGGGGGAAGUUUGCUCCAAAAUGUCCAGUAUGGGGAACAAGAGACACCCACCAGUAUUCAAGCCCGUGGAUGUGAUACCAGUUUCAGCACACAUCCAUUGACAGCUAUGGAAGCCAAUGGAUAUGUGCUGACAGUUAAAAAGUUAGCUAUUAUUGUUUAAAAACCCUUGUCGAAUGUCAAUGGUCAUAGUAGCCAGUGGUUCCUUUCAGCUAAUAUACUGGUCAGGUAAUGUCACUUUAUAUCAAUGUGAAGUAAAUUUUCCCCUACUGCCAUUCUCCAUUUUGCUUUUGAAAUACAGUUGUGGUCAAACGUUUUCAGAAUGACACAAAUAUUGGUCUUCACAAAGUUCGCUGCUUCAGUGUUAUGAGAUAUUUUUGUCAGAUGUUACUAUGGUAUACUGAAGUAUAAUUACAAGCAUUCCAUAAGUGUCAAAGGCUUUUAUUGACAAUUACAUUAAGUUUAUGCAAAGAGUCAGUAUUUGCAGUGUUGACCCUUCUUUUUCAAGACCUCUGCAAUCCGCCCUGGCAUGCUGUCAAUUAACUUCUGGGCCACAUGCUGACUGAUGGCAGCCAAUUCUUGCAUAAUCAAUGCUUGGAGUUUGUCAGAAUUUGUGGGUUUUUGUUUGUCCACUCGCCUCUUGAGGAUCGACCACAAGUUCUCAAUGGGAUUAAGGUCUGGGGAGUUUCCUGGCCAUGGACCCAAAAUGUCGAUGUUUUGUUCCCAGAGCCACUUAGUUAUCACUUUUGCCUUAUGGCAAGGUGCUCCAUCAUGCUGGAAAAGGCAUUGGUUGUCACCAAACUGUUCUUGGAGGGUUGGGAGAAGUUGCUCUCGGAGGAUGUGUUGGUACCAUUCUUUAUUCAUGACUGUGUUCUUAGGCAAAAUUGUGAGUGAGCCCACUCCCUUGGCUGAGAAGCAACCCCACACAUGAAUGGUCUCAGGAUGCUUUACUGUUGGCAUGACACAGGACUGAUGGUAGCGCUCACCUUGUCUUCUCCGGACAAGGUGUUUUUCGGAUGCCCCAAACAAUCGGAAAGGGGAUUCAUCAGAGAAAAUGACUUUACCCCAGUCCUCAGCAGUCCAAUCCCUGUACCUUUUGCAGAAUAUCUGUCUGUCCCUGAUGUUUUUCCUAGAGAGAAGUGGCUUCUUUGCUGCCCUUCUUGACACCAGGCCAUCCUCCAAAAGUCUUCGCCUCACUGUGGGUGCAGAUGCACUCACACCUGCCUGCUGCCAUUCCUGAGCACUCUGCACUGGUGGUGCCCCGAUCCCGCAGCUGAAUCAACUUUAGGAGACAGUCCUGGCGCUUGAUGGACUUUCUUAGGCGCCCUGACGCCUUCUUCACAACAAUUGAACCUCUCUCCUUGAAGUUCUUGAUGAUCCGAUAAAUGGUUGAUUUAGGUGCAAUCUUACUAGCAGCAAUAUCCUUGCCUGUGAAGCCCUUUUUGUGCAAAGCAAUGAUGACGGCACGUGUUUCCUUGCAGGUAACCAUAGUUAACAGAGGAAGAACAAUGAUUUCAAGCACCACCCUCCUUUUAAAGCUUCCAGUCUGUUAUUCUAACUCAAUCAGCAUGACAGAGUGAUCUCCAGCCUUGUCCUCGUCAACACUCUCACCUGUGUUAACGAGAGAAUCACUGACAUGAUGUCAGCUGGUCCUUUUGUGGCAGGGCUGAAAUGCAGUGGAAAUGUUGUUUUGGGAUUAAGUUCAUUUUCAUGGCAAAGAGGGACUUUGCAAUUAAUUGUAAUUAAUCUGAUCACUCUUCAUAACAUUCUGGAGUAUAUGCAAAUUGCCAUCAUUAAAACUGAGGCAGCAGACUUCGUGAAAAUUAGUAUUUGUGUCAUUCUCAAAACUUUUGACCACGAAUAUCAUUUGGGACAAGUACAUGCCCAAUAUUUAUCUCCCUUGUUGGGGAAAACGCCAUUCAUAGAAGAGUAGCACAUCAAGUAAACAUGUUGUAAAUACACAUAUCUAGACAGUCAUAGUUCUCAGUCAGGAUUGAUGGUAUUAUUGUAACCUGCCUAAUGCCCCUGGUCCACCAAAUCCCCUCUCCACCCUGUCCCCUAACUGACCUCACCGUGUGCCCCUCAGGGAAGGAUGAUGUCCUGGACAUAGAGAUCGACUCUUACAUCCACUGCAUCAGUGCAUUUGUGAAGCUGGCCCAGAGCGAAUACGCCCUGCUCACAGAGAUCAUCCCUGAACACCACCAGAAGAAGACCUUUGACUCCCUCAUACAGGUCAGGCCUCCGCCUCAGACAGGCAAACGACAGGCCAUUAUCAUUUUACAUUUUUUUUUUUUUUUUGGUUGCCUCCCUUUUCAUAUGUCAGAUGAGGACAGUAAUAUCAUAGUGCACUGUAUGGUCAGGUCACAACCAAAGACAGGCAAACAAUAGGCAUUUCUUACCCAGAAGAAGAAGAAUAUAACAUGAUCUAUGGUCUCCUGAGUUUACCGUGUCUGUGCAAAUAACAAGAUUGUGUUCAAAGAGAGAAUGUUGUCAAAUCAAAGGUUUAUUGCACAGAAUACAGGGUGUAAACGGAACAGUGAAAUACUUACGUGCAAGCUCUCCUCAACAGUACAAAAAUAAGUAAUAAAAAGUAGUAAAAUGAAGUAAAAUAGGAAUGUUGACAGUGGCAUGAAGUACUGGCUCUGACAUUGGCUCUCUGAUAGAAUGUACAGUGAAGCUGAUUCCUCCUGUGACUGUGUCUGGUCUCCUGUGUCUUAGGAAGCCCUGGACAACCUGAUGCUGGAGGGCGACAACAUAGUGGCGGCAGCACGGCGGGCCAUCAUGAGACACGACUACUCUGCUGUCCUCACCAUUUUCCCCAUCCUCAGGCACCUGAAACAGACCAAGCCUGACUUUGACUCCACGCUCCAGGUAAUGUAGCCUACAGGCCUCACUUAAGCAGACAUAUGAAUUGACAAGAAACUAUCUGAAAUGUAAUGCCAAAGCCAAUUUUCCGUUGGACAAAAAAUUGAAUUGUAUUAAAAAGAUUAAGGAUAUUGUUUUUUUAAUGAUAUAAUUUACCUUUUCCCUUCAUGGUAUGUAUCUACAGGGCACAGCUGCCAGUACAAAGAACAAGCUGCCUACCCUCAUCACCUCCAUGGAGACUAUCGGAGCCAAAGCCCUGGAGGAGUUUGCAGACAGCAUCAAGGUAAGAGCAACUACCCUCCACCGAUAACCCCUUAGCUCUUUCAUCCCUACUAUACACAGCUUGAACCCAUUAACAAACUAUUCCUAAACUAUUUAUAGUAUAAUAUGUAUGGACAUUCAAUAGGACCAGCAUCUCCUAGUGUUCUUGUAAGAGAGAAAAAAUAUUGAAGACAAAUUUGUCUAUCACUCUUUUCUAUUACAGAAUGACCCUGACAAGGAGUACAACAUGCCCAAGGAUGGAACGGUCCAUGAGCUCACCAGCAACGUAAACAAACACCCUCCCUCUUGACAUACAGUCUGGAGUUUAUAUAGUGGUAUAUGUUGCUGUUAGCCUCUCCAUGUCACAUCCCGUCAUCCCUUACAUAGUUCCUCACCCUGGUCUCUCUCUCUCUCUCUUCCCCAGGCCAUCCUGUUCCUUCAGCAGCUGCUGGACUUCCAGGAGACAGCCGGAGCCAUGCUGGCCUCUCAAGGUAGGGAGGGCUGAGUGGACUGUCCCGUCUAGGGCCUGGGGCCCGUCCCAAAAAGCACCCUAUUCCCUAUAUGGUCCACUACUUUUGACCAGGGCCCAUAUGGUUGUGUUCAAAAGUAGCGCACCAAAUAGGGAAUAGGGUGCCAUUUGGGACAGGCCCCAGGUCUGCUGUUAGUGUCCACCAGCUUCCGUCUGUCCGUUGUUUGUCUGUUCUGCAACGGUAGUAGUAGACCAUCCCAUCUUUGUCGGAGAAGUCCCCAUGUAUCCACCAACUGAUGUUUGUAAUAGAAACUAGACAUCCUCCUCCUCUCCAGUUACGUCACAUCAGCAUUUCUCUCCUCCAGAGUUCUUUCUGGUCCUACUUCCUCUGCCUGUGUCUGUGACUUCCUCUAAUGUGUUGCUGACUUGAACUCAUCACUUCCUUCACCUCUUCCUCUCCUCUUCCUCUUCCUCUUCUUCACCUCGUCCUCACCUUUGCUGCUGCACUGCCUUUCUCUGCCUCUAGAGGGAGGCCGUAGACACUCCAUAAACUGUACUAUGGACUGGCUGUUCACUUUCUAGGGAGUAUCUGGGUAACCAUUUCUUCCUCAAUGGCCAAAUAUAUCAGCAUUUGAACCCUUAGAGAGGGUAAGAUAUGGACCGUCAUAAUGAGACCAAUCCUACCAGUAAUAAGGAUGAAAAGGGUCCCCCACUGCCCGGGUUAGUCCGUCCCUCAUGCAUCCCGGUACCAUGACCCUAUACCCUAUACCCUCACCCCAUGCCCCUUAUCCAUAAACCACCAUACUCCCUACCUAUCGCUGUCUGGCUGUUAACAGUACUUUGCUUACUCUGCACUAACAGAUCUUUUCUAACCUUUUGCACUUUGCUUCUCUCAUCUUUUCUCUCUCUCCUUUUUUCUCUUUUGCCUUGCCUUAAAGUACUGGGGGACACGUACAAUAUCCCUUUAGACCCCCGAGGUAAGCAAACACAAGACAGGUUUCACAGGUGCUUCACUACCAGAGGAGUAGGGAAGGACAGAGUCAUUAAUGCGUUUCUGAAUGCAUGAAUGGUCUCAGGUUUUUAUCAACAUGUUGUUUAGGAUUUAGUUCAUGGAUGCGUAAUGUUACAGAAAACCCACUGACAGAAGUACAUCAAUAGUAAGUAUGGGUAGUAGUAUUGCAUCCUUAUGUGAUUGUGAAGGCUGUGGAACAUGGAUCAUGCUACUGAGGCGCUUACAGUAUUAUGGAAAUUGCGUUGUUCAUGUUACCAUGGAAACACAGCCAGCCAGUCACAUUCUCCCAUAUAUUUUAAAUUACAAUUUUAAUUAAACUUUCGCCUCUAAUGAAAUAAGUUGUUUGAACAGGAAUAAAAAAUAUAAUAAUUGAAAUCCCAAAAGAGAUCAUGGGAGAUUAACAGAAAGAUGAUAUGAUAUUGUAUCCCAGUUGAGGGAUUAGCAGUAACACAGUGGAUUAUGUAUCUCAACGGUUAUCGAUAGAUCUUAUGUUAACGCUGUUUUACAAUCUGCAGAGACCAGUUCGUCAGCCAGCAGCUCUGAGUUCAGUAGGAGACUUCUCAGCACCUACAUAUGUAAGUUUAGGAAGUAAAGAUACAUUUGUACAUGUGUAUGUUAAUAAAGAAAAUCAAAAGCUUAAUUAAAGGUAGACUCAGCGUUUUAACGUUGCUACGAGCAGCACCGCAGUUAUUGCAAUGAACGCGAUGCAAGAUUUUGCUCUCACACGGUCCCACAGAGUAUCUGCGCAUGUGCAAGAGUUUGCUUCACGCUGCUACAGGGUGGUUGCUACGGGACCAAAACAGCGGAGAAGGUUAGCCUUCGUGCUUCAACGCUCUUAGUUGUUGCGGAAAUUGACUACUGCUGUUUAAUUUGUGCAUCUACGUCAUCUCGCUGAGUCUACCUUUAAGUAAAGAUACAUGCUGUAUGUAAUCCAUCUGUACAGUAGCUACAGUUGAAGUCGGAAGUUUACAUACACUUAGGUUGGAGUCAUUAAAACUUGUUUUUCAACCACUCCACAAAUUUAUUUUUAACAAACUAUAGUUUUGGCAAGUCGUUUAAGACCUCUACUUUGUGCAUGCACAAGUAAUUUCUCCAAUAAUUGUUUACAGACAGAUUAUUUCACUUAUAAUUCACUAUAUCACAAUUCCAGUGGGUCAGAAGUUUACAUACACUAAGUUGACUGUGCCUUUAAACAGCUUGGAAAAUUCCAGAAAAUGAUGUCAUGGCUUUAGAAGCUUCUGAUAGGCUAAUUGACAUAAUUUGAGUCAAUUGGAGGUGUAGCCGUGGAUGAAUUUCAAGGCCUACCUUCAAACUCAGUGCCUCUUUGCUUAACAUCAUGGGAAAAUCAAAAGAAAUCAGCCAAGACCACAGAAAAUUUUUUGUAGACCUCUACAAGUCUGGUUCAUCCUUGGGAGCAAUUUCCAAAUGCCUGAAGGUACCACGUUCAUCUGUACAAACAAUAAUACGCAAGUAUAAACACCAUCGGUCCACGCAGCCGUCAUACCGCUCAGGAAGGGGACGCGUUCUGUCUCCUAGAGAUGAACGUUCUUUGGUGCGAAAAGUGCAAAUCAAUCACAGAACAACAGCAAAGGACCUUGUGAAGAUGCUGGAGGAAACAGGUACAAAAUUAUCUAUAUCCACAGUAAAACAAGUCCUAUAUCGACAUAACCUGAAAGGCCGCUCAGCAAGGAAGAAGCCACUGCUCCAAAACCGCCAUAGAAAAGCCAGACUACGGUUUGCAACUGCACAGCGGGAUAAAGAUCAUACUUUUUGGAGAAAUGUCCUCUGGUCUGAUGAAACAAAAAUAGAACUGUUUGGCCAUAAUGACCAUCGUUAUGUUUGGAGGAAAAAGGGGUCGGCUUGCAAGCCGAAGAACACCAUCCCAAUCGUGAAGCACGGGGUGGCAGCAUCAUGCUGUGGGGGUGCUUUGAUACAGGAGGGACUGGUGCACUUCACAAAAUAGAUGUCAUCAUGAGGAAUGAAAAUUAUGUGGAUAUAUUGAAGCAACAUCUCAAGACAUCAGUCAGGAAGUUAAAGCUUGGUCGCAAAUGGGUCUUCCAAAUAGACAAUGACCCCAAGCAUACCUCCAAAGUUGUGGCAAAAUGGCUUAAGGACAACAAAGGUCAAUGUAUUGGAGUGGCCAUCACAAAGCCCUGACCUCAAUCCUAUAGAAAAUGUGUGGGCAGAACUGAUAAAGCGUGUGUGAGCAAGGAGGCCUACAAACCUGACCCAGUUACACCAGCUCUGUCAGGAGGAAUGGGCCAAAAUUCACCCAACUUAUUGUGGAAGGCUACCCGAAACGUUUGACCCAAGUUAAAUGAUUUAAAGGCAAUGCUACGAAAUACUAAUUGAGUGUAUGUAAACUUUUGACCCACUGGGAAUGUGAUGAAAGAAAUAAAAGCUGAAAUAAAUCAUUCUCUCUACUAUUAUUCUGACAUUUCUUAAAAUAAAGUGGUGAUCCUAACUGACCUAAGACAGGGAAUUUUUACUAGGAUUAAAUGUCAGGAAUUGUGAAAUACUGAGUUUAAAUGUAUUUGGCUAAGGUGCAUGUAAACUUCUAACUUCAACUGUAUAUAAAGGACAGAGCUUUGAAUUGUUUUGGUAUCAUUUAUCUCUGUCACAUUAUUUCACUUUUCUCCAAGACAAACGUCCCCUCGAGGACAAUAAAGUUAAACUUAUAUCUUAUAUUAUAUCUCCAUAAUGAGAUGAAUCAAAUGUGCAAACAGUUGGAACAAACCAAGCACAGUUUACGAAUGUCCUUGGCUCUGAUUCUGAAUCUGGUUCGCUUCUCUCUCAGGUAAAGUGUUGGGGAACCUGCAGCUGAAUCUUCUCAGUAAAUCCAAGGUGUACGAGGACUCUGCUCUGAGUGCCAUCUUCCUCCACAACAACUACAACUACAUCCUCAAGUCCCUGGAGAAGUAGACCCCCGCUAUCCCCUUAUUAUCACACCAACAUGCCUGCACGACCUCACACACAAACCAUUUCAAUUGAUAUCUUUCAAAACUACUAGUAACUCGAUUGAUAUCAGCUACUCAAACGUAUAUAGCCUACAGUAAACACAAAUCAACAAACGCAUUGCCACGGACCCAAACACCUUUUCUAACGCAGAUGCCCAGGCAGAGAAUUGAUAUGCCACAAAGCAAGAAUAUACUUUGUCAUAGUCACAUCUUAUUUUAACCAUAUUACCGUGUGUGUGCGUGUCCUUCCCUCAGGUCUGAGCUGAUCCAGCUGGUGACGGUGACUCAGAAGAAGGCAGAGAGUUCAUACAGAGAGCUGAUAGAACAGCAGAUCCAGAUAUACCAGCGCAGGUAAAUACAUCAUGGGCUGAAGGGCAUCAGGGUACGCUCUCAUUUACAGCUACAGCAUGUUCCUGAAUCUCUAGCUAGUACCUGCACUACGUAAACUAUCUCCUGUGAUCGUACAUAACAUGCUAUGCUAUGAGUAAGCUCUUAACCUUUUCUGUUGUUUUGUCUUGCUUUUCUUUAGCUGGUACAAGGUCACAGAGCAUAUUAUGGACCGGAACAUGCCUGCCUUCCAACCGGGAACCAAGGUGAGACCGUUUACUUGAUAUGCGUACGUACACUGAGUGUACAAAACAUUAUGAACAACUGCUCUUUCCAUGACAGACUGACCAGGUGAAUCCAGGUGAAAGCUAUGAUUGCCCUUAUUGAUGUCACUUGUUAAAUCCAGUUCAAUCAGUGUAGAUGAAGGGGAGGAGACAGGUUAAAGAAGGAUUUUUAAGCCUUGAGACAAUUGAGACAUGGAUUGUGUAUGUGUGCCAUUCAGAGGGUGAAUGGGCAAGACAAAAGAUUUAAGUGCCUUUGAAAGGGGUACAGUGGGGAAAAAAAGUAUUUAGUCAGCAACCAAUUGUGCAAGUUCUCCCACUUAAAAAGAUGAGAGAGGCCUGUAAUUUUCAUCAUAGGUACACGUCAACUAUGACAGACAAAAUGAGGAAAAAAAUUCCAGAAAAUCACAUUGUAGGAUUUUUAAUGAAUUUAUUGGCAUAUGAUGGUGGAAAAUAAGUAUUUGGUCAAUAACAAAAGUUUCUCAAUACUUUGUUAUAUACCAUUUGUUGGCAAUGACACAGGUCAAACGUUUUCUGUAAGUCUUCACAAGGUUUUCACACACUGUUGCUGGUAUUUUGGCCCAUUCCUCCAUGCAGAUCUCCUCUAGAGCAGUGAUGUUUUGGGGCUGUCGCUGGGCAACACAGACUUUCAACUCCCUCCAAAGAUUUUCUAUGGGGUUGAGAUCUGGAGACUGGCUAGGCCACUCCAGGACCUUGAAAUGCUUCUUACGAAGCCACUCCUUCGUUGCCCGGGCGGUGUGUUUGGGAUCAUUGUCAUGCUGAAAGACCCAGCCACGUUUCAUCUUCAAUGCCCUUGCUGAUGGAAGGAGGGUUUCACUCAAAAUCUCACGAUACAUGGCCCCAUUCAUUCUUUCCUUUACACGGAUCAGUCGUCCUGGUCCCUUUGCAGAAAAACAGCCCCAAAGCAUGAUGUUUCCAACCCCAUGCUUCACAGUAGGUAUGGUGUUCUUUGGAUGCAACUCAGCAUUCUUUGUCCUCCAAACAUGACGAGUUGAGUUUUUACCAAAAAGUUAUAUUUUGGUUUCAUCUGACCAUAUGACAUUCUCCCAAUCCUCUUCUGGAUCAUCCAAAUGCACUUCAGACGGGCCUGGACAUGUACUGGCUUAAGCAGGGGGACACGUCUCGCACUGCAGGAUUUGAGUCCCUGGCGGCGUAGUGUGUUACUGAUGGUUGGCUUUGUUACUUUGGUCCCAGCUCUCUGCAGGUCAUUCACUAGGUCCCCCCGUGUGGUUCUGGGAUUUUUGCUCACCGUUCUUGUGAUCAUUUUGACCCCACGGGGUGAGAUCUUGCGUGGAGCCCCAGAUCGAGGGAGAUUAUCAGUGGUCUUGUAUGUCUUCCAUUUCCUAAUAAUUGCUCCCACAGUUGAUUUCUUCAAACCAAGCUGCUUACCUAUUGCAGAUUCAGUCUUCCCAGCCUGGUGCAGGUCUACAAUUUAGUUUUUGGUGUCCUUUGACAGCUCUUUGGUCUUGGCCAUUGUGAAGUUUGGAGUGUGACUGUUUGAGGUUGUGGACAGGUGUAUUUUAUCUGAUAACAAGUUCAAACAGGUGCCAUUAAUACAGGUAACGAGUGGAGGACAGAGGAGCCUCUGAAAGAAGAAGUUACAGGUCUGUGAGAGCCAGAAAUCUUGCUUGUUUGUAGGUGACCAAAUACUUAUUUUCCACCAUAAUUUGCAAAUAAAUUCAUAAAAAAUCCUACAAUGGGAUUUUCUGGAUUUUUUUUCCUCAAUUUGUCUGUCAUAGUUGACGUGUACCUAUGAUGAAAAUUACAGGCCUCUCUCAUAUUUUUAAGUGGGAGAACUUGCACAAUUGGUGGCUGACUAAAUACUUUUUUUCCCCACUGUAUGUUAGUAGGUGCCAGGCGCACCGGUUUGUUUCAAGAACUGCAACGCUGCUGGGUUUUUCACAGUCAAAAGUUUCCCAUGUGUAUCAAGAAUGGUCCACCACCCAAAGGACAUCCAGCCAACUUGACACAACUGUGGGAAGCGUUGGAGUCAACAUGGGCCAGCAUCCUUGUGGAAUGCUUUCGACACCUUGUAGAAUCCAUGCCCCGACGAAUUGAGGCUGUUAUUAGGAAGGAGUUCUUAAUGUUUUGUACACUCAGUGCUGUGCACAUUUGCUAUUUUAUCUGUACGUGUGAAGUAAAUGGCCUUCCAUAUGUUCCCUCUCACCAGCUGAAAGACAAAGAGCGUCAGGUGAUCAAAGACAAGUUUAAGGUAAGAUAACCAACAGCGUACAGGUAACACAAAACAAAUUCAAUCCCUACCAAGGAUAUACCGAGGAUUCAAGAGUGAUGAAUUGGAUACUGUAAAUGUGCCAACAUAUCAGUUAAAAUGCCUUCAAUUUAAUCUCUAGAUCCAUGAACGUAUGGUUUAAACGUAUGCUUAUGGACUGACCUCUUGCUCUCUUGGUUGACCUGUAGGGAUUCAACGACGGUCUGGAGGAGCUGUGUAAGAUCCAGAAGGUGUGGGCCAUCCCAGACAAGGAGCAGAGAGACGCCAUCCGCCAUGCCCAGAGGAGAGUGGUGUCGGAGGCCUACAGGGCCUUCCUACAGAGGUGAGUCAUAAGCACCACCACUACUGUGACAUCAGUGUUACUCCCCCUCUCUCACUUAUUGUUAAGGAUGGUAACCAUUGUAAAUUGUAGGAAAUGUGUUUAUUUUCUGCGUUUAUCUUCUGUUAGUCAGAACCUCGCUAAAAGGGUUUCCUUUCUCUCCGCAGCUCAGUUAGAAAGGACGGCUGUAAAUGUACACAAAACAUUGUAAUUUAUGAAUGUUGAAUUCUUUCACAGAUACGCCAACAUUUCGUUCACUAAAAACCCUGAGAAAUAUCACAAGUAUCGUCCAGAGCAGGUGGAGGAGAUGAUCGAGAGGCUGUUUGAUACCUCAGCCUAAGCCACGCCCACUGACCAUGCCCAAUUGACCACGCCCAUCAAGUAACCACACCCCCAACCCUCAUAACACUCAGCUCAACCUCCUGGGUCCCCUACAACUAGGGCUUGUUCAGGAGGAUGUAACGUUCACAUAGAAAUGCAUUGUGUAGAACAGAUAUGAUUGUCUGUCAGAUAAAAUAGGGAAUUGUCACCUCUAUUCAUUCUAUUUAUAUCUGCAACAUUUGGAAAGUUUUACUGAAUAAACCCCUGAGCUCCUGCCUCCCCUGAGACACCCACUGCCCUAUGGGUGUCUCAUACUUUAUGCUAUUUUUUUUAUAUAAUAAUGUAUUUAUAUGUAAUUUACUUGUUGUCCCCCAAUCAAUGAGCAUCUCAAUCUAAUAAAGCAAAGUCUGUGAUUUGCGAUGAUGUUGUUAUUGUUUUGUUGGAGGUGGGUAAUGCAAUUACAUAACAGUACAGUACAGUAGCUACAUGUCAGUGUGUUGUGUAACAACAACUAAUCUAAUUGAAAAGCUAUCAGAUGUG